Messenger RNA from Aspergillus vadensis CBS 113365, 1858 nucleotides. RefSeq lists its product as uncharacterized. NCBI's taxonomy places the organism in Eukaryota, Fungi, Ascomycota, Eurotiomycetes, Eurotiales, Aspergillaceae. The coding region runs from base 50 to 1534 and encodes 494 amino acids. Gene Ontology annotation, molecular function: DNA binding; zinc ion binding; DNA-binding transcription factor activity, RNA polymerase II-specific. Gene Ontology annotation, biological process: DNA-templated transcription; regulation of DNA-templated transcription. The record is from RefSeq and is a predicted model, not a curated record. The transcript is spliced from 4 exons.
GGCCUCAAUCGCAGUUGACGACUGCCUGAGGUGCGGACAGCAUACCCUGAUGAAAAUGGCCUCAAAUCCGGGAUCACAGUCUGCUUCCCCGUGUACUUCAUCUGCCUCAAAGGUUGCCAUCCCGAGAUUACCGAUACGUGAAGCCACUUCUAGGCCACGCACCAGCAAGGCAUGUAAAGAGUGCAGAGCUCGCAAGACCAAGUGCGAUGGUCACCAGCCGUGCAGUCGAUGCGCGGGGUGUGGAAUAGAUUGCGCCUACGUGGAUGGAAAAAAGAAGACUAUGGAAAGGAGAUACCGAGACCUCGAAAGUCAGGUUCAGGUCUACGAGAAAAUUCUACGCCUCAUGCAGUUUCGAUCCAUACCGGAGGACGGAGAACUUAUCGCUCGGACCCUUGCCCAAUACAGCAUGUCAUCCGCCACCAUCGGCGUAGUUACAGACCACGAGCAUUCUCCAGCUACGGCAGACCGUUCUCUUUUGGAAAUAGAGUAUUUACAAGAAGACUUACACAGUACUAAGAGCUUGCAACCCUUCGGAUUCAUUGGCGGUCCUUCUGAGGUCUCCUGGAUUCGGAAUCUAAACCAGGAGACUGAGAAAAGCACUAUAGCUUCGGAAGGAAAAUCUCCGAAUCGAGUUCCAAGCAACGACUCAGAGGUACUGAGUAAGGUCGGUUAUUUCCUGGAUGAUCAGGAGCUGGCCAUGUAUGGCGACAUUGAUCUUCAGGUUCAGCCUCCUCGAGACGUUGCGGAGCGAAUGCUCUGCCUAUAUUUCCAUACUGUCCAUCCUUCUUUUCCCAUCAUCAGCAGGAUAUCCUUCAGGCAGCAGGUGGAGAGCUAUUACGCCAACCCCAAAUUAGGACCGCCUAAGAAAUGGCUUGCGGUUCUCAAUCUGGUUUUUGCUGCCGCCGCCAAGUUUGCGCAUUUGGUACCUCAGCAUCGGGUGCAAUCAAUGGAUACCACUAUGGUGUAUUUCACCCGUGCUCAGCGACUUAGCGUCACGGAGAACCACCUGACUGGACACCCCGAUCUCCAGCAAGUCCAGAUUGAAGGUCUCACUGCGUUUCUCUGCAUGGCGUUGGGCCAUAUCAAUAGAUCAUGGAGAGCAUGCGGGAUAGCAUUAAGGUCUUUCAUUGCUAUGGGAAUCAACCUUCGGAAUGAGAGUAAGAGAAUUUCCAAUAUUUCAAGGGAGAUCCGAUACCGUGUUUGGUGGUCACUCUAUACACUGGAAAACACGCUUUCAGCCAUGACUGGCCGGCCUCCUGGAACUGCAGAUAGGUUCUGUACGACGCCUUUGCCAAUACCCUUUGGAGAGGAACAGUUUCACGUAGAUCCUGCUGCCCGACUAUUAGCAGAUGCGGAUUUCCGUACUGCGCAUACUCGGACCUUUACAGCCUCAAGGCGCAUCCUUGCAAACCGAGCUGAUUUAAAUAAUGGAAAAUCUAGCAGCCAAAGUCCUGCUCCAGAACUGGAAGGUGUUAUUUCCAACACUUCUCAAUAUUUUCUCUAUUAUGUCGAGCUGGCAAAGAUCAUGCGUUGAGUGAUUGAUUUAUUAUACAGUCCAAGAUCUGCGAGACGUCCUUGGCUCAUUAUCUAUGCAGCCAUGGUAUACCUAGUAGAUGAAACAGAUAAAUGGCUUUCUGGUCUCACUGAAGCAUUUAACUUCAAGCACAGCCAAGAAGUAAACUAAUUUAAGAAGUAAAGAUGGGGCCUUAUUAUUAGAUUUUAUAGCAUAAGAAUCAUGAUUUGCCGAUCCUCCCUCUGUCAGUCAGAAAGGUAUAAACAAGAAAUAGAAUCUCUAAUAAAUCUCCAACAGACUGCAGAGAUAUAUAUUAAUUUAACAUACUGAAUUAUUAAUCUUCUG